Molecule: messenger RNA, 2629 nt
Organism: Rhineura floridana
Lineage: Eukaryota; Metazoa; Chordata; Lepidosauria; Squamata; Rhineuridae
Gene: SGK1
Product: serum/glucocorticoid regulated kinase 1
Exons: 12
Coding region: 212-1507 (431 amino acids)
Biological process (GO): protein phosphorylation
Molecular function (GO): ATP binding; protein serine/threonine kinase activity
Source: RefSeq, a predicted model, not a curated record
GAGCGGCGGAGCUGCAGAAAUCGAGCUGACUCAAGAGGGUGGUGGCUGCUUGUUUGUUUGCUUGCUUGCUUGCUUGCGCACGCUGCACUACGGUCUCUUCUCGGGGUUAACUAAUUUCAUUAGCAAGCCAGUGUGCCUGGAUCGACGCCAUCCCUCUUUCCUCGGCUUGGAUUAAUAUUUCUGCCCGCUGUCUCCCUUGGUCAAGUCCACAAUGACGGUCAAAACUGAAGCGUCGGGAUCGACGUUAACCUAUUCCAAGAUGAGAGGGAUGGUGGCGAUACUGAUUGCUUUCAUGAAACAGAGACGAAUGGGGCUCAAUGACUUCAUUCAAAAAAUAGCUACGAACUCUUACGCCUGCAAACACCCUGAAGUUCAAUCUAUUUUGAAGAUCUCCCAACCUCAAGAGCCUGAACUUAUGAAUGCCAAUCCUUCUCCUCCACCCAGCCCAUCUCAACAAAUCAAUCUUGGCCCUUCAUCUAAUCCACAUGCUAAACCAUCAGAUUUCCAUUUCCUGAAGGUUAUUGGAAAAGGCAGUUUUGGAAAGGUUCUUCUUGCAAGGCAUAAGGCAGAAGAGCAAUUCUAUGCUGUGAAAGUCCUCCAGAAGAAAGCAAUACUGAAAAAGAAGGAGGAGAAGCACAUCAUGUCAGAGCGCAAUGUCCUACUGAAGAAUGUGAAGCACCCUUUCCUGGUGGGACUCCACUUUUCUUUCCAGACGGCAGACAAACUAUAUUUUGUCCUAGACUACAUCAAUGGUGGAGAGUUGUUCUACCAUCUCCAGAGGGAACGUUGCUUCCUGGAACCAAGGGCUCGUUUUUACGCUGCUGAAAUAGCCAGUGCACUGGGUUACCUGCAUUCGUUGAAUAUAGUUUAUCGGGACUUGAAGCCAGAGAACAUUUUGCUGGAUUCUCAAGGGCACAUUGUCUUGACUGACUUUGGACUCUGCAAAGAGAACAUAGAACACAAUGGCACAACUUCCACAUUUUGCGGCACUCCCGAGUACCUUGCCCCUGAAGUCCUCCACAAGCAACCCUAUGACCGGACGGUUGACUGGUGGUGCCUUGGAGCGGUUUUGUACGAGAUGCUUUAUGGACUGCCCCCCUUUUAUAGCAGAAACACAGCAGAAAUGUAUGACAACAUCUUGAACAAACCUCUGCAGCUGAAGCCAAAUAUUACCAACUCCGCUAGACACCUUUUGGAAGGUCUUUUGCAGAAGGACAGAACCAAGAGGCUGGGUGCAAAGGAAGACUUUAUGGAAAUUAAGAAUCACAUCUUCUUCUCCCCAAUUAACUGGGAUGAUCUUAUUAAUAAGAAGAUUACACCCCCUUUUAACCCAAAUGUGAGCGGCCCCAGUGAUCUGCGACACUUUGACCCCGAGUUUACAGAGGAGCCUGUCCCAAACUCCAUUGGCCAGUCUUCAGACAGCAUCCUCAUCACUGCUAGUGUCAAAGAGGCCGCUGAAGCUUUUCUGGGCUUCUCCUAUGCUCCUCCCAUGGAUUCUUUCUUGUGAAUUUUUAUUUAGUGAUUUGUUUGUUCUUUCUUCUUCUUCGUUUAAUAAUGACCCUUAUGUUGGCCUUCUGCUUAAGCUGCCAGUUGUCCGGUCAUCUUGGAAAAAAAGAAAAAUUUGCACAUCUUCCCACUGUGUGGCAGCUUUGCAGCCUUAAUUUCAACUAUGUUUGCUGGAAGCAUUCUGCUUGUUUCUGUUCCGUUUGGAAGAGCACACUUUAACUCCUUUUAAAUGAACUCACAAACAUUUCACUUCCAGUUCUUCCCUCUCACCAAAGUGGUGCUAUCUCCUUUUGGAAGUUAAGAAAGGAAAGAAGAAGGAAAAGAGAAGGGGGAAAAAAAAAAGCUACUGCUGCCAUAGAUUGUAAGCUUAAGAACAUCCUGUGUGUUAUGUAUCGAGAGUUUGUUCUGAAAAGCCUAGCUUGAAGAUCUUUCUGGAUGUAAUGAGGAUUUUAUGAAAAUGUGCCUUUUUUCCUGAAAAGGUCUUGUGAGCUCCAAAGCUUUUUCCUGUCGGAGUGUUUCUGGAUUCACGUGUGUGUGAGAGUUUGCCAUGUGGACAAUGGUAUGAGUGUGGUAUGCACAUUUUGCAGAUGGAUUUUGUUUGAAAGCAUCAGUGUGACACAAAGCACACUACAGUGGGGGGCAUUGUUCCUUCCAUAUUUGGAAGACAAAUUAAUAAAUGUAGAUAAAUGAUUUUUUAAAAGAAAAAUAUGUAAAAAUUGUACAGUUAAUGAUGGGCUUCAAUGACUAGUACCCAAAUGCUUGAAGAAAGCAUUGCUGCUAUGGAAAUAUAUAUAUAUAUGUAUAAAUAUUUCUAUUUUUAGAGAGGGUUUCUAGGGACCAAAAUGCCCCAGCUGCGACCUGUCAAAGCUGUUGGUUUAUUUCAUUAUCUUUUUCAUCUGUAAAAUUGGGCAUUAUUUAUGGUUUGUUUUUUGCAUUCCUGGUUGUAUGUAUUUGUAAAAAGACCUGUACAGUUGGUUGCAAUGCUAGAUGUAUAUUUAAAAAGAAAAAAAAUUGAAAGCCUAUAAUGUAUAUCCCUAUUGUAAUGUACUGAACAUGGUUAUUAUACGAUAUGUAUAAUUUUUGUGACCAAAUGCAUUGGUUUGCAGUAAAAUCUUGGACAAUA